AUGGACGCCCACCCGGCCUCCAAACUAUGGCACCCCUCCCAGCUCGAGAUGCGGCCUCCGAUGCCCCCGCCGCUCCUCACGCCAUCCGCUACACCCCCAGCCUCGCGAUACCCCGAUCAGCCCAGCCCGACUAAACGGCCCCGGCUGAGUCCUUCUGCUUCCAGUACUGCAUCUACGUCUACAUCUGAGCAUAUCGCUACAACUGCUGCUGGAAAAGAUUCAGCGAGAGAUGAAGAGGCGAAAAGAUCACGUGAGGCUGCGCGGUUGGCGAGGGUCGAGGAGCGACAACGUGCGGAUCGGGAGUUUGAGAAGGAGAGGUUGGCGAGCGUGCAGAGGUUGCAGGAUCGGUGGGCUGCGUUGGCCGAACGAUAUACGCGCGCGCUGGACGAGGAUGAUAUUAUUGAUCUGCGGACCAUCACUAUCACGCGUGAUCGGGGCGUCGUGAGGGGUACCACGCAGUCCACGGCUUUUGGCGAAUUAUCCGAGGAGGCGGAGGGUGGCGAGGAGGAGGACGAGGAGGAGGGUGAUGGGGCGCAGACGGAAGCCGAGGGAGAGGGCGAGGUGGACGAGAGCGAGGACGAGCUGGAGGUGGCGGAUGUGGUUGCGCCCGUUCCAAGACGUCGAGACCCGUUCGACGACGAGGACCUGCGCGAAUUCAUGGACGCCGAGAAACAACGAAAACAGCUCUAUGGCGAUGACGUCGAAGAAGACGAGGAGGACGAGCUGAACGUGACGAGAGAGGAGGAUGCCACCGACUCUGACGCCGACUCGCUCGACGUGCCCCUCGCUUCGCUCUCCCGGCCCGCUAGCCCGUCAAGACCACCACCACAGAGGCGUCGUCCGCCUGAUGACGACGAUGACGAGUCUGAGGACGAGCUGGGCGCUUGGGCAAACGACGAGUCCACGGCGAUAUACCGUGUGAGGGACCCGCCCCCUGUCGCACGAGACUCCUCGCCUUCGCUCCCAGCCAGCUCCCCAGAGCCCUCAGCGCCCUCGUCACCUUCUCCUAUACCCGCUUCUCUGCCUAUUCAGACCCCGCGACCGAAGAAGAAGUUCGUGCCGCCUCCGGGCACAGAGGUCAUCGAGAUUGACGACGACACGCCGCCUUCGUCUCCUCGCCUUCCUUCUUCACCGGUGUUCCCAUCUUCGGAUGCUCCUUUACCGCCUUCCUCACCGCUACCAUCAUCGUCGCCUCCACCAAUGUCGGAUACGGACUUUUCCUCGCCUGCGCCGUUCGACUUUGGCUUUGCAUCUUCAUCGAAGAUCUCACGGCCUUUCCAACUGGUCACACCGCCUGAAUCGUUCGCAUCUGCUUCGAGCGAUAUUGAGUCUACUGCAUCUCUACCUACAAGAACGCCUAUGCGACCUAAGCCGAGACCAGUAUACGGAGGACGCAUAGCGGCAUCUGCAUCUACUUCUACCGAUUCUCUCAUUGGCAAAACGCCACGGCCGCUACGCAAGGCUGAAGUCUUACUUUCUCGGCGAACGGCACCCUUGCUAUCGUCACCUCUUACAUCUUCGAGCAGCUCAAUCGCACCAUCGACACCGUCAUCUUCCUUAUCCCCUCGCAAACCCUCACCAGGCCCACGUCUCCCACGUCCAUUCGUUGGAUCCAGUAUGGACAAGGGCAAACAGCGCGCCGUCGAGACUCCUAUAAGAAGCAGAUCAGCCGCGCCUCUUCAUCCUCUUCCGCAUAAAUCCGCUGCGACCUCGGCGUCCGUGUCGACGGCGUCCGUGUCGACGGCGUCCUUCUACUCUCAACCUCAACCCCAAACAAGACAGGGGUCGCCGCCUAUGAAAUUCAGUCCUCCGCGCGGAAGGUCGAGGAGCCGGCCUGCGUCCCCGUCUAGUUCGACGACGGCUACGGUGAAGAAGAGGAAGAGGGUCGAGUCGGUGCCUGAUCCGCCUCAGCCUGAGGUUGUGGUGGGCUCUUCGUCUUCAGCUCAGAAUGACGAACGAGGGAGGAGCGGGGAGAAAGUGAAAGAAAAGGAAGAAGAUAUGGGGAGAGGACGUGGGAGGUCAGUCUCGCGUGCGCCGAGGGCGUCUAGUCGGGCGCCUGUCAGAGAUGCUAGUGCUUCGCCUCGUCGUACAGACGACCGUUCUAGAGCACUUUCCCGAGCUCGAAGCAAAUCCCGCGCAAGAAGUAAAUCCCGCGGACCCGCGCCCUCAAACGUCCCUCCACCAUUACCAGCUGCGUUCCCCGCUGGCAGCAGCACAGCAAAGAGACCCGUCGGUCGCCCGCCCAAAUCCUCCGCACCACCUAAACCUCCACCCAAGACGCCCUCUGCGCCCAAACCAUCCGCCUCGACCUCAACCUCAACAAGACCGCCGCCCAAAACGCCCGCUGCAUCAUCAUCCAAAUCCACUCCUCUCGCUACGUCCCAACCUCAAGCCCAAUCGCAAGCUGCACCGCCAGCCGGCUUCGACGCGCUCUUCGCGAACGGCCUCACGCCCGAAGCCGGUCUUCAGGCGCAUGCGAUAUUGGCGAAUGCGAUGCAGCAGCUAAGCGCGUUGAUGGGUACACCGGCGCCUGAGGAUGCGCCACAACCCGUUGCUGUGCAAGCGGGAAGAGGGAGGAGUAAGAGCGUUGUGAGGAGGGGCGCCGAGGAAGGUGAGAGUGGGAGUAGAGGGAGAGAAAGGAGUCGGGGACGGUAG
Molecule: messenger RNA, 2655 nt
Organism: Peniophora sp. CBMAI 1063
Lineage: Eukaryota; Fungi; Basidiomycota; Agaricomycetes; Russulales; Peniophoraceae
Source: the annotation of a GenBank genome assembly